Molecule: messenger RNA, 2125 nt
Organism: Chinchilla lanigera (long-tailed chinchilla)
Lineage: Eukaryota; Metazoa; Chordata; Mammalia; Rodentia; Chinchillidae
Gene: Cldnd1
Product: claudin domain containing 1
Exons: 6
Coding region: 187-948 (253 amino acids)
Cellular component (GO): membrane
Source: RefSeq, a predicted model, not a curated record
CGCGGGAGUUAUGGAGGGGGCGGGCUCUGCAGGGAAGUGCGUCAGAAGAGGCGCGGGGAGAGUAGGCUGCCGUGGUCCGAGCUCGGAGGCGAAGCCGGUGCCGCAGGAGGAUGGGCGUAUGCAGGUGAUAGACUAGAGAGCAAGACCUCUGUCUCCGUAGCAUCUUGGAGCAGUCUGAGUGCCAGAAUGGAUAACCGUUUUGCUACAGCGUUUGUAAUUGCUUGUGUGCUUAGCCUGAUUUCCACCAUCUACAUGGCGGCCUCAAUUGGUACAGACUUCUGGUAUGAGUAUCGAAGUCCAGUUCAAGAAAAUUUAAGUGAUUUGAAUAAGAGCAUCUGGGAAGAAUUCAAUACCGAUGAAGCAAAUGAAAAGACUUACAUUGAUGCACUUUUCCGAUAUAAUGGCACAGUGGGAUUGUGGAGAUGGUGUAUCAGCAUGCCCAAAAACACACAUUGGUAUACGACCUUAGAAAGGACAGAGUCAUUUGAUGUUGUCACAAAAUGUAUGAGUUUCACACUAAAUGAGCAGUUCAUGGAGAAAUUUGUUGAGCCUGGAAACCAGAAUAGUGGAAUUGAUCUACUUCGGACCUAUCUUUGGCGUUGCCAGAUCCUUUUACCUUUUGUUAGUCUAGGUUUGAUGUGCUUUGGGGCUUUAAUUGGACUUUGUGCUUGUAUCUGCCGAAGCUUAUAUCCCACCAUUGCCACAGGCAUUCUCCACCUCCUUGCUGGUCUGUCUACACUGGGCGCAGUAAGUUGUUAUGUUGCUGGAAUUGAACUGCUCCACCAGAACCUAAAGCUACCUGAGAAUGUAUCCGGUGAAUUUGGAUGGUCCUUCUGCCUAGCUUGCGUCUCAGCUCCCUUACAGUUCAUGGCUUCUGCUCUCUUUAUCUGGGCUGCUCACACCAAUCGGAAAGAGUACACCUUAAUGAAGGCAUAUCGCGUGGCAUGAGUAGGAAACUCCUGUUUUACCAUUGCUACUUUUAAUAUUUUUGAUAUUCAUACUUACCCUUGCCUCCCAUUGUUUUUAAUUUUUAUUUUUUGUGGAUAUAUCAUUUUAUUCUGAAAAUCCAUUUUAUUUAUACACCCUACUCUAAAUGCACACUUAAUAACACUAAAAUUUAUGUGGUUUACUCUGAGUGAUUUCAUCUUUCAAAUAAACCAGUCAGCAUCAACGUCUAGACAGAAAGAAAUGGGUAAAGAGUUGACACAAAUUUAUGAAAGAGAAUUGAAAGUGAAAAAUUGACCCAGAACAGGUUCUGCUGAUGUCUGUUUUAGACUUUCUAGUAAAGGUAACUCCAUCUGUUAAACUAGAAACUUUAAUUUCUUUGGGAAACCUCUUAUGAAUGUCAAAACAUCCAUACUUUUCUUUUGUAGCCAGUCAGCCAGUGGUCUUAAUGCUACUUUCAAAGGCUUAAAGCUCCAUAAAAUUGGGAAAUUAUGUGUGAUCUUUUUCCCUAAACUUCGGCACAUACCUUCAUCUGAGGUGAAAUAUGGCAGCUGUUUAUAUCUCUAAUGUGUCUCUCUACAAGGAAAGAAGUGAAAAGAUGGCAGUGUUUACUUGGAAGUUUAAUUUUAUAAUUGCAGAAGUUCCAGUUUAGCCAGAUAAAUGAGUUGAUCUUACUAUUUUAGUUUUAAAAUGUCAUUAGGAUUUUCAGUACCACCAAACCAUUUUGAAUUUUUGUUCCUUUUUACAUACCAGGUUUAUUAAAAGAGUGCUUUCUUUUUAACAGUACAUUAGGAUCACAAAAUAAAAUUCCCCAACAGUUUUCUGUUUAUUCUAAUUAAGUAUCACAAAGUUCUACCAUAAUUACCCUCCAGAGCUGGGAAUACUACCACAAGGUCUAAAGCUGUGGCUGUCCAUUAACCUCCAGCUAUGGUCUUUAUUUCUUGUGGUGAAAUGAUGUGCCUUUCCUUGCCUAAAUCCCUUCCCUGGUGUAUCAGCAUUAUAUAAUGUCAUCUAAUUCAAUCAUUUUUUAUAACUGUCUAUAAACAUUGAAGUUUUAAAAAUCUUAUUUAUUUAUUCCAUACUGUAGCACUUGACAGAUUAAAAAAAAAAAGGAACAGUAAUUUCUUACCAUAUCCUAAAUCUGUCUUUUUUAUAAAAUAAAAAUGAGAAGAGACUCAAA